Messenger RNA from Bacidia gigantensis, 471 nucleotides. RefSeq lists its product as uncharacterized. The transcript is spliced from 2 exons. The coding region runs from base 1 to 471 and encodes 156 amino acids. NCBI's taxonomy places the organism in Eukaryota, Fungi, Ascomycota, Lecanoromycetes, Lecanorales, Ramalinaceae. The record is from RefSeq and is a predicted model, not a curated record.
AUGCCUCCGAAAAAGCAGAACCAGACUUCCGAUCUCACCCUUCGGUUCAAACAUCACAAGACCACCAUACUCUUACUAUGUCAAUCGACGCAAACGUUCACAUCAAUCAGACAGGAUCUCCUCAACACAAUGAAAGCCAUCGGCAUCAAGAAUAUAAACCAGAACUCCAUACCAGAAGAUCCAGACGAUGUCAUUUUAGGUGUUCCAAUGGACAAGAACGACCUAAACAAGGGCUGGGUAAAUCUUGAAAUUCCGGAGUUCGAUGAAGGCGACGUAAAAAGCAAAGGUGGUGUGAAGAAAGGGAGUGUGUUGAACAAAAAUCCGCUUGGAGCUGGCUUAGGUGAAGGAGCUCUUCUAGCGUUCAGAUUCAAAGACAAAAACAAGCAGGAGGAUGAGAUGGAACUGGGUGAGGAUUAUGAUGUGAUAAUGCCUAGCUAUGAAGAUGAAUCUACAAGUCAGAGUCAACGGUGA